CAGCAACAUUGACGCUUACGUACUCCGCAAGGUCGAUGAAGCAGGGCUGUCAUGUUGAAGAAGUACCUUUAGGGAAUUUCGCCUCUUGUUAGAAACCUGUUUCAGUUUGUGGCAUGCAUUAAUAUGCGUGUUGUAGUUAAAUGCUGCGGUGGCUUCAGUCAGUUGUCUCGAUGUUUUGGAGCAAGCUGGAGUUUUUGGGUGAUACGAGCUGCGCGCGCUGUAAACUGAGCUGAGCUAGCUACGUUCUUUUUUUUUUUUUGUUUAGCUUUUGCGAGCAUGAGUUCUGCUCCUAAACACGGUACCGCUGCCGAGACAGAGCUGUCCAACAAGUCCAUGUCCGCUGUCACUGUAACCGGAAGCCUCCAGAAAGUCUUCAGCCAUGUGAGAAUAGAAAACCUGGUGGCAGGACUCAGCGGUGGAGUUGUGUCGACGCUGGUGCUUCACCCACUAGACCUCGUCAAGAUCAGGUUUGCAGUGAGUGAUGGCCUGGAGCUGAGACCUAAGUACAGCGGCAUGUUUCACUGUAUGAAGAGUGUGUGGCACCAGGAGGGACUGAGGGGUCUCUACCAGGGAGUGACACCUAAUGUUUGGGGUGCUGGUGCUUCCUGGGGUCUCUAUUUCUUCUUUUACAAUGCAAUCAAAGGGUAUACAAAAGAAGGGCGUCAGACUGAACUAAGUGCAGGAGAGCACCUUGUCUCGGCGGCUGAAGCUGGCGUCCUAACGCUUACCAUUACCAACCCAAUCUGGGUCACUAAGACCCAGAUGGUUCUGCAGUACAGCGCCGACCCAACCAGGAAGCAGUACAAGGGGAUGGUGGAUGCUCUGGUGAAGAUCUACCGCAGCGAGGGAGUAGCAGGACUCUACCGAGGUUUUGUUCCUGGCCUGUUUGGAACGUCACACGGAGCGCUGCAGUUCAUGGCCUACGAAGAGCUCAAGAGAGACUACAACAAGUACAGGAAAGUGCCCUCAGACGCGAAGCUGAAUGCUCUGGAAUACGUCACAAUGGCAGCAUUAUCAAAACUAUUUGCUGUGGCCACGACGUACCCCUAUCAGGUGGUGCGAGCUCGCCUGCAAGACCAGCAUAACAGAUACAAUGGAGUUAUUGAUGUCGUCAUGCGGACAUGGAGGAAUGAAGGUGCGGCCGGUUUCUAUAAAGGCAUCAUCCCAAACCUAAUUCGUGUCACCCCCGCCUGCUGCAUCACCUUUGUGGUUUAUGAGAAUGUGUCUCGCUUCCUCCUUGGGACUGAAUAAAUCCUGCAGGGGGUUUGCUGCCAGACUGCAGGCUCUUGUUGGAGCAGCGUGGAGACUGUUCCGCUGACUCUGUUCAGGAUGAGGAGAAGGGCUGAAGUGAGCAUUCAUUGGCACUUAAAAGAAUGCUGAAAACGUUGCUGAAUGAAGUCCCAGAGAAACAGCUGAAUCAUCUUUUCUUUUUUAUUCUGAACUCUGAAACAUGACGAUCAGCCUCUGGUUCAGAAACACAAGCCAAGCCUCGCUGAGCUGAGACGGUUGGUGACACAUUGAGACACUUGUUACUACAGUUGCAUCACCAGAUAUGGAACCUUUAAUGAUUUCUAAUGGAAAUUCUGUUGGUUUUUUUGCUGCAGUGUUGUGUCUCCAACAGUCACAACCUGUGAGACGAUAAGGGUGUGUGCCGCUGUGGUUCUGUUUACUUAAGUUCUGGCAGCAGAAAGGGGAAAAAACAUUUAAAUUUUGUUUAUGGACAUUAAAUUUCUCUCAGGUUUUA
Molecule: messenger RNA, 1744 nt
Organism: Nothobranchius furzeri (turquoise killifish)
Lineage: Eukaryota; Metazoa; Chordata; Actinopteri; Cyprinodontiformes; Nothobranchiidae
Gene: slc25a32b
Product: solute carrier family 25 member 32b
Biological process (GO): nucleotide transport; folate import into mitochondrion
Cellular component (GO): mitochondrion
Molecular function (GO): folic acid transmembrane transporter activity; FAD transmembrane transporter activity
Source: RefSeq, a predicted model, not a curated record